GGCAAGGCAAAGGAGCUGAGCGAGGAGUCCCCACGUGAAUCCGUGUGAACAUGGCGGCGAUUCAAGAGCCGGAGGUCCAGUUCGCACAGAGAUUAGCCUCCAACGAGAAACCCAUCCGGACCAAAGCGAUAAAGAAACUGAGGAAGUACAUAACUGUCAGGUCUCAGAAAGCGACAGGUGGAUUCACAGGUGAUGAGCUGCUCAAGCUGUGGAAGGGUCUGUUCUACUGCCUGUGGAUGCAGGACAAACCGCUGCUCCAGGAGGAGCUUUCGAAGCAGAUCUCUAGCCUGAUCCACAGCUUCCAGGAUGUAGAUGGACAGUUGUUGUAUCUGGAGAGCUUCCUGCAGACCAUCAAAAGAGAGUGGACAGGUAUCGACAGGCUGCGGAUGGACAAGUUCUUCCAGCUGGUUCGCUUCGUGUUCAGACAGACGUUUGAGAUGCUGAAGAGGAGGACCUGGGACAGCAGUGUGGUCUCCAGGUUUCUGGAGCUGCUGUCAGCACAGGUCCUGCAGAGCAGCGGCGAUGCUCCCAUCGGGCUGCAGUUCCACAUCCUGGACCUUUACAUGAGCGAACUGGCCGCCGUGGGUUCAGCAGAGCUCACCGCUGAUCAGAACUUGAUCUUCAUUCAGCCGUUCUGCAAAACAGCAGCCAAAACCAAAGACCGGGUUCUUUUCAGAGCCGUCUGCAGCAGCAUCUUCAGCACCAUUAUCAACCAGGCUCCCUUCGCUAUCGAAGAUCUGAUGAAGGAGGUGGAAGCAGCUGGGGCCUCGGACUCAGACUCAGGACAGGCUUCUGAAGAAGACGACGAAGAAGACCGACUGAAAGGGAAACCAUCGGGCAAAGCAGUCGUCAGGAAGAAGACAGUGAAGCAGAUUAACGGUACAGCAGGCGAUAAAUCAAACCAAGAGGAGGAGGAAGAAGAUGACGACGAGGGAGAUGAGGAUGAUGAUGAUGAGCUUCACUUGGAGGACUCUGACACAGAGGCACCAUGUGACGAUGACAUCGGACCCGUCCUACAGUUUGACUAUACGGCUCUGGCAGACAAGCUGUUUGAGUUAGCCAGUCGGAGCAACACACCGAGCCACAACAGACAGAGACUCUACAAGAUCAUCAAAGUACUGCGUGACCUCAGCGAAGGCGUCUUCCCUCAGGAUGAGUAUCCAGAGGAGGUCUCCACUGACGAGGACGAUGACAUGUUCGCCAGCAGGAAGAGGAUGAAGAGGGGUGGACGCGUGGAGGAGGAUGAGGAGGGAGCGCCAGCAUCCAAGAAAAGUAAAGGGAAGAAAAAGAAGGCUUCAAAACUCAACAAGCAAAGUGAGCACUCGGCUGAAGCUGAAAGUGAACCCGCCGACCUCACUGUGAAUGAUGAAAACAAAAAGAAAAAGAGGAAGAGGAAGAAGAAGAAGAAGAAAGCAGCGCAGGGUGGAGGCGAGGGUGGUGAAAAUGCAGAGAGGUGCGAACAGGAGCAGAUUGUGGGUCCAAUUAAAGAGACCGAAGGUUCACAGAAGGAGUCUGUAAACAUCUCAGAAGCAGCUCCUCCAGAGGGUCAGUCAGAAACUCUGCUCCUCUCUGAGGCGAAGAAGCAGCCUUCGGUCACAGUCACACCGACGCCAGGCACGACCGGCAACGAGGAGCAAUCUGAAAAGUCCUCAAAGAACAAGGAGACUUCUGAGCUGACAGCAGCAGAGGAGCAGCAGACUCCCGCGAGAACAGAGACGCCCGGCGACGCUGCAGCCUCAACGAAGAAGAAGAAAAGGAAGAAGGCCCUGAAGGCGAAGUUAGAAAAGGGGUUAGAAGACGGGACUGUGGCCGAAUCACAGCUCAGUGCAGAAGCAGAGAGCACACCUGUCGGUAGUGAGGAGCCCACACCUGAGGCCGAUACCACAACCCCCGGCAAGAAGAAGAAGAAGGGCCUGAAUCUGCAGCAGGUGGAGGGUGACCCAGCGCUUAAUGGUGUGAGCGCAGAAGAAGCUUCUACAACUGCAGCCAAGAAGAAGAGUAAGAAAAAGAACCUCAAGGCUGAUGAAGCGACAAAGGUGGAGGCUGAUACACAGGUGGAGGUGGAGGGACCACACACUGAUGCUGAAAUCACUUCAGUUGGCGAGGAAGCGUCACCAGAUGCCUCCGCGGUGCAGAAGAAGACAAAGAAAAAGAACAAGCUGGAGGACACGACACCUGAAGCUUCGCCUGCAGACGAAAGUGCUGCAACUCCGCUGAAGACGAAAAGGAAAGGGAAUCAAAAAGAGUCAGAAACCACGCAGGUGGCGGACGCCGAGAAACGGCUGAUCGGCAUGACAACGCCAGCAAAGAAGAAGAAAACGAAGCCGGCGGCAGCCCAGGUGGAGGAGAUCGAAGAUCAAACCCAGGUGCAGGUGGUUGGCGGUGAGGAUGCUGAGCUCCCGCAGGACAAAGCCCAGGUCGUCUCCCCCUCCAGGAAAUCAGCCAGGAAGAAAAGAAAGAUCCCUGUCGUGUUUGAGUUCGAGGCCGAUGAGGUGGAGGCGGUGGCAUCCAUCAACGGCCUCACUGAAGAAGAGACCGUCGCCAAGAAGACGAAGCUCGUCAGUGAUGCCGCAGAGCUGUCUACACCCCUGAGCACGAAAAAGCCACAAAAGAAGGCGAAGACUCCCUCUGGGUCAGCGCCUGACUUCAUCACCUUUCAGAGCGACGCUGCAGUCCCGAUGCCACUCUUUUACAAAACCAAGGGACGCCCCAGCACCCCGCGGGCCAGCAAGAAGAAGAUUCAGACUCCAAAAUCAGAAUCCAAGAAGGUGACCUUCGGCCUCAAGAACAACAAGACAGCUGAGUUUAGGAAGACUGAUCGCAGCCUGCUGGUGAGUCCAGACGGGUCGUCACGAGUGCCCUUUGACCCGGAGCAGAAACCCAAGUUUGGGGUGUUGAAGUCUCCGGCCACACCCCUCUCCACCAGAGUCAAAAAGACCCCCGGCAGCACCAGGAAGACCAGCUCCAGCACUCCAAAGAGUGCGCCUAAACGCCGACCCUCCGCCGCAGACUUCUUCUGACAGACUGGGUGCAACGCUGUCUGUGAGCUCUUUGAUAGACUGAUUUCAAACACGUCAUGUUUUGGAGAGAUGUAUAGAAGUAUUUUUAUGUUCAUCUGACAUCAGUGUUGCUUUCUGCCUCUUCGAGUGACUCCAGCUUUUAAUAAAGUUACUCAUUCCAGUUUUUCCAAUUUU
Chelmon rostratus (copperband butterflyfish) is the source of this 3194-nucleotide messenger RNA. It is a transcript of the gene rrp1, whose product is annotated as ribosomal RNA processing 1. The record is from RefSeq and is a predicted model, not a curated record. Gene Ontology annotation, cellular component: nucleus; preribosome, small subunit precursor; preribosome, large subunit precursor. Bases 51 to 3020 code for a protein of 989 amino acids. Gene Ontology annotation, biological process: rRNA processing. Lineage: Eukaryota; Metazoa; Chordata; Actinopteri; Chaetodontiformes; Chaetodontidae. The transcript is spliced from 16 exons.